CGUCCUUGUCAGUAGUGUUAUGGCGUGUGGAUCUGAAGACACAUAACAUCGUGGAGGUGGACUCAGGUGAUUUAAUCCAGUAUCUUUAAUUAAUUACAAACAGCUUGUGGUGCAGUAGUGAACCCAAAGAAGAGACAUGGUUUUCCUGACGUUGUCGUGUUGGAUCCGAAGCCGUGGACCUGACAGAUAUUGGAAAGUUCAAGAAAUUCUCAAACAUGCACGGCACUUCAGGGGCAGAAAGAACCGCUGCUACAGCCUGGCUGUCAGGGCGGUCAGAAGAGCUUUCGUCUACGCCACCAAAGGUCGGAGGCUCAAGCAACGUAACAUGAGGACGCUCUGGAUCACGCGCAUUGCAGCAGCAUCACGAGAGCACGGCAUGAAGUAUCCUGCGCUUAUGCACAACCUCACCAAGACUAGCGUUCAGCUAAACCGACGUGUUAUCAGUGAUCUGGCCAUCACAGAACCUCGGUCAUUCCUCUCACUUGCAAAGCUGGCACGGGCGCGCCAGCAGGAGGGCCUCCGGGCAGCGCUGGGCGAUGGCAAAGAGCCUGCUGGUGUCUUCUCCCGAGUUGUUUUGCUACAGUGAUGGACUUAAUAAAGCUGCAGAUUUCCAUUUGUUAUGUGGUUUAAAGAACAGUUGCCUUGGAUUGUGGAGAUGUUCAUCAAAGUUUUUUAUAUAUGUUCAUAAACAGUUAAAUCAGUUGAACAACUUUGAUCAUUUUUGUGAUUUAUUAUUAUUAUUAUUAUUAUUAUUAUUGUUAUUAUUGAUCAUUAUACCAGGGUUGCCUGAUGCUCAAUGAUCCACAUAAAGGACCCAAUUUGACAACAUAGUGUGGUUAUGGGUCUCUUGGUGAAAAAAAAAAAAGAAGUCGACUCAAGGCGAAGACAUGGUUGACUUCUCCCACCGUUGAGGCCCUUACUGACAAUGCUGGCAAAAGGCAACUCUUCAAUAUUUCUGCACUCACAAGGACAUACUCAUAAUCCAAGAUGGCAGCUGACAUUGAACAGCAUAGCAAUUGUUAGUCAACUCACCUGCUUCUGCUCCAUGCGCUGUUUUCAGUCCAACAUUUCUGUCCUGUGCACCAGAGAUUCAUGGCUGCAGUUUUGCCUGCUGAAAUCCUUCACAACAGCCCUCCUGAUUACCUCCAGUAUCGUGAUUGAGAAUGUGAUGAUGAAUUUCCAUAAACCUCCCUGUGAACAUCUUA
Acanthopagrus latus (yellowfin seabream) is the source of this 1205-nucleotide messenger RNA. It is a transcript of the gene mrpl20, whose product is annotated as mitochondrial ribosomal protein L20. The record is from RefSeq and is a predicted model, not a curated record. Gene Ontology annotation, cellular component: ribosome. Gene Ontology annotation, molecular function: rRNA binding; structural constituent of ribosome. The transcript is spliced from 4 exons. The coding region runs from base 137 to 586 and encodes 149 amino acids. NCBI's taxonomy places the organism in Eukaryota, Metazoa, Chordata, Actinopteri, Spariformes, Sparidae. Gene Ontology annotation, biological process: ribosomal large subunit assembly; translation.